AUGCAGACCACAAACGAAGAGACACGCCCACUCUUGAGCGGAGCACAGACCAACGACCGACGCGACGCUGCCAGCAUCUCGUCAGACUUGUCCAAGCCAUGGUGGUCCCGCACAGCUCAUCGGCUUCAAAGGCAUUGGUCCAUACUUCGCAUUCUUGCGGUAGCUCUUCUCUGGGGCGCAGCAAACUAUGGCGCCGUGCCUUCCUAUCUCGACGGUCUGCGUAGCUACACCUGCUCGUACGUCUACUCGACGCAUCCAGACCUACUGCCCACUCGGCCACAUCCCAAGCUUCCACACGACCGUGACAGACCAUGUGCCGUCUCUGGAGUUGAAAGCCGUGUGGGGAUCGUCGUCGCCGCUGCCACCGUGCUCAGCUUUGUCGUAUCGAGCAUCAGCAUGCUCUUCUACGGUCCGCGCCUCUCCAGAUGGGGCCGCAAGCCCAUGUUGCUCAUCUCUCUGGUUUCCAACAUCAUCAAUUACAUUCCUUUCGCUCUUCUCCCCCUUGGCUACCCUUUUGGAGACAUUCCCUCCGAGCUCGCGAUCAGCCCGGCGUCUUCCAUGGUCGUCAUUUUGGUCUGCAGCUUCUUGACGGGCUUGACCGGAUUCACGGGCUUGUUUCUCUGUGUCAUGCGAGUCAUGAUCAUCGACGUCGCUCCACCCACACGUCGCACAAUCAACCUCAAUUGGCUCAUCAGCGCCACUCUAUGCGGAGCCUUCUUCGGUCCCCUCUUAGCAGCUUGGGCGCUCGACACCUCGGUCAAAGCGCGCCGCCCUCGCCUUGUGCUCCGACGCUUCUUCUCGGCGCCGUCUUCCUUCAUAUUGGAGCUGCCAUCGGAUCCGACACCGCCUCCCAUUCCCGGCACACCACAGACGCUGUCCAAACACGGCAAUCCGGCAGCUCUCGUGGCUUGCUGCUGGGUGUUCUUCCUCGCGAUUGUGUGGGUCUUCUUGCUGGUUCCCGAGACCAAGCCUGCAACAGUCGCAGAUACGGAUGAACCCUCAACAACGGCAUCGAACGGGCAAGCAGCGAUCGAUGGUGACGUGGAAAGCACCUCCGAGCCCGUCAAUGUGUCCCCCUCUCGACUACGUGCCCACAAAGCGCUCGGCCCGCUGGCCAUCUACCUGCCUCAGGUCACUCGAGAAGGCCGCAGAGAUUAUCGGCUGACUUGGCUCGCACUGGCCGGCGCCUUUGCCAAUGUCGGCACCAAUGCACUGUCCUACGUAGCAGUCUUUGCCGGAUACAAGUUCGACUUCACUCCAGACGCUAUCGGACUGCUACUGGGGCUCAUCGGCGCAACGAGGGCGGUUUGGCUCAUCUUUGCGAUUCCGCUCCUUGUCGUGUUCUUCGAGCGCACCAUUCGCAAACCGAGGCAGAUCGCUUCGCUGUCCGCAGAGCAGCUCGAAGCCCUCGCCAAGGCUGGCCUCAAGGAUCCCAAACUCAAGCACGCUCAUGCUCAAGAAAAUCGAGAGCCCCGCGACCAGAAUGUUCCCGAGCCAUCCGCAUCAGAAAGAUCGUCAAGCGCGAGCUCGUCCGAUGCAUCAGCAGAGAUCAUCUCCGCGGUCGUUCUUUGGAGGACAGCUGUCGACAUUGCCAUCGCCAAGGUGUCAUACUUUGCUGACAUUAUCGGCUACCUCGUCGUUUUUGUCUCCGCCAGCUUCUCGAACGCCGCUGCCAUGAUCAGCGGUACGCUUUUCCUGUCUUUCGGCGCCGGAGCAGGGCCAGCGGUAACAUCGGCGGCGAUCGCGAUCAUCCAGGAUCAGAGGCGAGCGGGCUAUCGCUCCCUCCAUCCUUCACUCCACGCUUCACCCACCGAUGAUUGGCUCGCGGCCCUCUCCAUCUCUGACAACAUCGUCAAUGGUCUCAGCCCCAUCCUCAUCAGCGUGGUGUAUAGCUUGACCAUAGAGACGGCGCUGCCUUCCACAUGCUUUCUGAUUCCUACUGUCGGCUACAUUCUUUCCUUCGGCCUCAUCGCCAUGGUCAAAGGCCAGAAAGUGCAAAAUUAA
Molecule: messenger RNA, 2004 nt
Organism: Pseudozyma hubeiensis SY62
Lineage: Eukaryota; Fungi; Basidiomycota; Ustilaginomycetes; Ustilaginales; Ustilaginaceae
Exons: 1
Coding region: 1-2004 (667 amino acids)
Biological process (GO): transmembrane transport
Cellular component (GO): membrane
Molecular function (GO): transmembrane transporter activity
Source: RefSeq, a predicted model, not a curated record